GCGCCAUUGAGGAGCCGCGGAGAGGAAGCGCCGCGCAGUGCCGGGCUGGGGCGGGCGGUCCGGACACCGACAGAUUCUUCUGUGACCAUGAGAGAGAGAAAUAAAGAAUAGUCCAUGAGUUUUAAACACCUUGUCUUGAGGAUAUAGUCAUGUUGGAAGGUCUUGUAGCCUGGGUUCUUAAUACCUACCUGGGGAAAUAUGUCAAUAACCUGAACACUGACCAGCUCUCCGUCGCACUUUUGAAAGGUGCUGUUGAAUUAGAAAACUUGCCUUUAAAGAAAGAUGCCUUGAAAGAACUGGAAUUACCAUUUGAGGUCAAAGCUGGCUUAAUUGGGAAAGUGACCCUUCAGAUUCCCUUCUACCGCCCCCAUGUGGACCCUUGGGUGAUCUCCAUCUCCAGCCUUCAUUUAAUUGGAGCCCCUGAAAAAAUACAGGAUUUCAAUGAUGAAAAGGAGAAGCGGUUGGAAAGGGAGCGCAAGAAAGCUCUCCUUCAGGCCCUGGAGGAAAAAUGGAAGAACGAACGCCAGCAGAAAGGGGAAUCUUACUGGUAUUCAGUCACUGCCUCAGUAGUUACGAGGAUUGUAGAGAACAUUGAAUUAAAAAUUCAAGAUGUCCACUUGCGCUUUGAAGAUGGUGUCACCAACCCUUCCCAUCCGUUUGCAUUUGGCAUCUGCAUUAAGAAUGUAUCCAUGCAAAAUGCCAUGAACGAGCCUGUACAGAAAUUAAUGCGGAAAAAGCAAUUAGAUGUGGCAGAGUUUAGCGUCUAUUGGGAUGUGGAUUGCACUUUAUUGGGGGAUUUGCCUCAGGUGGAGUUACAGGAGGCCAUGGACAGGAGCAUGGAGAGUCGUGACCAUCACUACAUCUUGGAGCCUGUGUGUGCAUCUGCUCUUCUGAAGAGAAACUGCUCCAAAGAGCCUCUGCGCUCUCGGCACACUCCCCGAAUCGAAUGUGAUAUUCACCUGGAGACCAUUCCCUUGAAACUCUCUCAGCUGCAGUACCGGCAAAUCAUGGAAUUCCUCAAGGAGCUGGAGCGAAAGGAGAGGCAGGUGAAGUUCCGAAAAUGGAAACCCAAAGUGGCUGUGUCUGAGAACUGCCGCGAGUGGUGGUAUUUCGCUUUGAAUGCCAACCUGCAUGAGAUCCGGGAGCAGAGAAAGCGCUGUACAUGGGGCUUCCUGUUGGGCCGGGCCCGUGAUGCCGUGUCUUAUACCGACAAGUACUUUACCACGUUGAGAGGAGGCUUGCUAUCUGCAGACGACAAGGAGGAAAUGUGUCGGAUUGAAGAGGAGCAGAGCUUUGAGGAACUGAAGAUUUUGCGUGAACUGGUACAUGAGCGGUUUCAUAAGCAGGAAGAACUGGCAGAGAGCCUACGGGAGCCUCAGCUGGAUCCUCUGGGAGACUCUCCUGGAGACCCAGGCCCUGGGGGAGGCAGCGGGAUGCUGCAGUACCUUCAGUCCUGGUUUCCCGGCUGGGGUGGCUGGUACGGGCAGCAGAGCCCUGAAGGGAAGCCAGUGGAGGGCCUGAUGGCGGAGCCGCAAGAGCAGUGGACUCCCGAGGAGAUCCUAGCCUCUUCUUCCUCAUGUUCAGGCUCCGAGGAGUUUUUUGACCCUACUGCGGAUGCUUCUUGUAUGAACACGUACACAAAGCGAGACCAUGUGUUUGCGAAACUGAACUUGCAGCUGCAGCGAGGGACCGUGACUCUGCUGCACCAGGAGCAGGGGGCUCCCCAGAUGAACCAGAGUGCUUUCAUGCAGCUUGAGUUUUCAGGUGUAAAACUUCUAGCAGAAUCUCUUCCUCGAAGAAACUCCUCCUUGCUCUUAGUCCGGUUGGGUGGACUAUUUCUUCGAGACCUGGCUACGGAAGGAACCAUGUUUCCUCUUCUGGUCUUCCCUAAUCCACAAAAGGAGGUUGGCAGAGUCUCCCAGUCUUUUGGACUCCAAACAACAUCUGCAGACAGAAGCCAUCAUUAUCCUGCUGCAGAUCCAGAUGACCCAGUUUUUGAGAUGCUGUAUGAGAGAAAUCCAGUGCACAGUCAUUUUGAGAGGCGGCUGAAUGUCAGCACAAGGCCCUUGAACAUCAUAUAUAAUCCCCAGGCUAUUAAAAAAGUAGCAGACUUUUUCUACAAGGGAAAGGUUCAUACCUCAGGUUUCGGUUAUCAGUCUGAACUUGAGUUGAGAGUGGCUGAAGCUGCACGAAGGCAGUACAACAGACUGAAGAUGCAGACCAAGGCGGAAAUCCGGCAGACUCUUGACCGAUUGCUAGUGGGUGAUUUCAUUGAGGAGAGUAAACGGUGGACAGUGCGACUGGACAUUUCUGCCCCUCAAGUGAUAUUUCCUGAUGACUUUAAGUUCAAGAAUCCUGUGUUGGUUGUUGUGGAUCUAGGAAGAAUGCUGUUGACCAACACCCAAGAUGACUCCAAGAGGAAGAGUGGGGAUGGGUCAGCAUCGGAAGAGAAUCAGUUCAGUGAUGAUGAAUAUAAGACCCCUCUUGCCACACCUCCCAAUACCCCACCUCCUGAGACUAGCAGCAGUAAUGGGGAGAAAACGCCUCCAUUUUCCGGAGUCGAGUUCAGUGAAGAGCAGCUUCAGGCACAUCUAAUGAGCACCAAGAUGUACGAGAGGUACUCGCUGUCCUUCCUCGACCUGCAGAUCAUGGUUGGACGUGUGAAGGACAACUGGAAGCAUGUCCAGGAUAUCGACGUGGGACCGACCCACGUGGUCGAGAAAUUCAACGUUCACCUCCAGUUAGAACGUCGAUUGAUUUAUACGUCAGAUCCCAAGUACCCCGGAGCCGUGCUCUCAGGCAACCUACCAGACCUGAAGAUCCACAUCAAUGAAGAUAAAAUAUCUGCUCUGAAGAAUUGUUUUGCUCUCCUGACCACCCCAGAAACUAAGACUUUUGACUCUCAGAUGAAGGAGAAGAUUUUUCCCCAAGGGGGACAGCGGGGAAGUUUGCAAGACUCGGUGAUGAACUUGACCCAGAGCAUCGUGAUGUUGGAGCAGCACACUCGGGAGGUCCUGGUGGAGUCACAGCUCCUCCUGGCGGAGUUUAAGGUGAAUUGCAUGCAGCUUGGCGUUGAGAGCAACGGCCGGUACAUCUCUGUGCUCAAGGUGUUUGGCACCAACGCUCACUUUGUGAAGAGGCCUUAUGACGCUGAGGUCUCCCUCACCGUUCAUGGUUUGCUCCUGGUGGACACCAUGCAGACGUAUGGCGCUGAUUUUGACCUUUUGAUGGCCUCCCACAAGAACUUGAGCUUUGAUAUCCCGACAGGAAGCCUCCGGGAUAGCAGGGCCCAGUCUCCCGUCUCUGGGUCCAAUGUGGCCCACCUCACGAGUGCUGCCACACGGAACAACCAGUCAGCCACUAGUAUUUCUCUGGACAGAGUUCUCACCAAAGAACAAGAGUCCCUCAUAAAACUGGAAUAUCAGUUUGUGAGUUCAGAGUGCCCGUCCAUGAAUUUGGACAGCACCCUUCAGGUGAUUUCAUUGCAGGUGAAUAAUUUGGAUAUCAUCCUAAAUCCAGAGACAAUUGUGGAGCUGAUUGGUUUUCUUCAAAAAUCUUUUCCCAAGGAAAAAGAUGAGUUGAGUCCUCAACCUUUAAUGACUGAUUUUGAAAGGAGCUUUAGGGAACAGGGAACUUACCAGUCUACAUAUGAACAAAACACGGAGGUUGCGGUAGAAAUCCACAGACUUAACCUGCUGCUCCUUCGGACGGUGGGAAUGGCAAAUGGAGAGAAGUAUGGUAGAAAGAUUGCAACAGCGAGUAUAGGUGGCACCAAAGUUAAUGUCUCCAUGGGCAGCACAUUUGACAUGAAUGGUUCUCUUGGCUGUUUGCAGCUUAUGGAUUUGACACAAGAGAAUGUUAAGAACCAGUAUGUUGUCAGCAUUGGAAAUUCCGUAGGCUAUGAAAAUAUCAUCAGUGAUAUUGGCUUCUAUGAAUCUGUGUUUGUCAGAAUGGAAGACGCAGGCCUCACUGAUGCUCUGAGUUUCACCUUUGUUGAGAAAUCUAAACAGGAAUGUUUUCUCAACCUCAAGAUGGCCUCCUUGCAUUACAACCACUCCGCUAAAUUCUUGAAGGAGCUGACGUUGUCCAUGGAUGAGCUGGAAGAAAAUUUUCGAAGUAUGCUGAAAAGCGCAGCCACCAAAGUCACCACGGUCCUAGCCACUAAGACAGCUGAGUACAGUGAGAUGGUGUCGCUCUUUGAAACUCCCAGGAAGGCCCGGGACUCCUUUUUCUUAGAAGAAAAUGAACCAUGUGGGUUUGGCCUAGGCGCGUCUCAUUCUGACACAGUAAAGCUCAUCUUGAACAUAAACAUUGAAUCACCAGUGGUUUCCAUCCCUCGGAAGCCUGGGAGUCCCGAGUUGCUGGUGGGACACUUGGGACAGAUCUUCAUCCAGAAUUUUGUGGCAGGAGAUGAUGAAUCCAGAAGUGACCGUCUGCAAGUGGAAAUCAAAGACAUUAAAUUAUAUUCUUUGAACUGCACCCAGUUGGCAGGCAGAGAGGGCCCCGGGCCAGAAAUGAGCCGGGCGUUCUGCCCUCUAUCUGGGUCUGCCAAUGCCAAUAGUCAAGAGGAAGCUCAUUUCACCCGACAUGAUUUCUUUGAAUCUUUGCAUAGAGGUCAAGCUUUUCACAUCCUCAACAACACGACCAUUCAGUUUAAACUGGAGAAGAUCCCUAUAGAGAAAGAAUCUGAACUGACUUUCUCACUUAGUCCAGAUGACCUGGGAGCUUCUAGCAUCAUGAAGAUUGAAGGAAAAUUUGUCAAUCCAGUUCAGGUGGUGUUAGCAAAGCAUGUAUAUGAGCAGGUUUUACAAACGCUGGACAAUCUGGUGUAUAGUGAAGAUCUGAAUAAGUUUCCAGCCAGUGCAGCCUCCUCACCCUGCCCUAAUUCUCCUCUGCCUCCCCUCAGUACCUGUGGAGAACCUUCCGCUGAAAGGAAGGAGAAUGGAUUGUUCAGCCACUCCAGUCUUUCUAACUCUUCUCAAAAGUCCUUGUCUGUGAAGGAAGUCAAAUCCUUUACUCAGAUUCAAGCCAACUUUUGUAUAUCAGAGCUUCAAGUUCAGCUAAGUGGAGAUCUGACUUUGGGGGCCCAGGGUCUUGUGAGCUUAAAAUUUCAGGAUUUUGAGGUGGAAUUCAGUAAAGACCACCCCCAGACUUUAUCCAUUCAGAUUGCCCUGCGCUCUCUGCUGAUGGAGGACUUACUGGAGAAAAAUCCAGAUUCCAAAUAUAAGAACCUGAUGGUGUCUCGGGGAGCCCCAAAGCCAUCUAGUUUAGCACAAAAAGAGUAUCUCUCUCAGUCCUGCCCUUCCGUGUCCAACGUGGAGUAUCCAGACAUGCCUCGGUCUCUCCCCUCUCACAUGGAGGAAGCUCCCAAUGUGUUUCAGCUGUAUCAGAGACCCACCUCGGCCUCCCGGAAGAAGCAGAAGGAAGUCCAGGACAAGGACUAUCCCUUGACCCCACCUCCUUCUCCAACGGUAGAUGAGUCCAAGAUACUUGCGGGAAAGAGUAAAUUUGAUGAUUCCUUGGUCCAUAUCAAUGUAUUCCUGGUGGAUAAGAAGCAUUCAGAAUUCUCUUCCAGUUACAAUCGAGUUAACAGGAGCAUUGAUGUUGAUUUUAACUGCUUGGAUGUGCUAAUCACACUGCAGACCUGGGUCGUGAUCCUAGAUUUUUUUGGAAUUGGCUCCACUGCAGACAACCAUGCGAUGAAGGUGCCGCCUGAGGACACCCUACCAAACGUGAAGUCAGAGUCAAGUGCGUUAGAGUCUGAACUGCAGGAUCCAGUUAACACCAAACUGGAUCUCAAGGUUCAUUCGCUGUCUCUCGUGCUGAAUAAGACCACCAGUGAGCUUGCCAAGGCGAAUGUGUCUAAAUUAGUGGCACACCUGGAAAUGAUUGAGGGAGACCUGGCCUUACAGGGAAGCAUUGGGAGCCUGUCUCUGAGUGAUCUUACCUCGCAUGGAGAGUUCUACCGAGAACGGUUCACUACGAGUGGGGAAGAAGCCCUCAUCUUCCAGACUUUCAAGUAUGGCCGGCCCGACCCUCUCCUCCGGAGGGAGCACGAUGUCCGAGUGAGCCUCCAGAUGGCAUCCGUGCAGUACGUGCACACCCAGCGCUUCCAGGCGGAGGUGGUGGCUUUCAUCCAGCACUUCACUCAGCUGCAGGAUGUGUUAGGGCGCCAGCGAGCUGCCAUCGAGGGGCAGACGGUGAGAGAUCAAGCACAGCGCUGUUCACGGGUUCUCCUGGAUAUUGAGGCUGGUGCUCCUGUUCUUCUUAUCCCAGAAAGUUCCAGAUCAAAUAAUCUGAUUGUAGCAAAUUUGGGAAAGUUGAAAGUCAAGAACAAAUUUCUCUUCGCUGGUUUUCCUGGGACCUUUACCUUACAAGAUAAGGAGUCUGUGCCUUCAUCUUCCCCAACUGGUACUCCCAAGCACAGUGUGAGGAAAAUGACAAGCACGGAGGACCUGAAGGGGACCCACUCCGAGGGGCUGAUCAUGAUGCCUCCUGCUGGAAUGAGUCCAGGCAGCUUGAAGAGCGAGUCUGUGCCCAGCACCUCGACCAAGCAGCAAGGGCAGGCAGCCACACCCUCUGUCGGCCGAGCUUCCAGCAGUCCAGAAGACCAUGUGUGCCUGCUGGAUUGCAUUGUUGUUGAUCUCCAAGACAUGGACAUCUUUGCUGCAGAGAGACACCCACGAGAGUAUUCCAGGGUCUCAGAAGACAGCAGCGGAGAUCUGAUCUUCCCCUCCUAUUUCGUGAGACAGACAGGAGGAAGCCUCUUGACCGAGCCCUGUAGGCUGAAAUUGCAGGUGGAAAGGAAUUUGGACAAAGAAAUAAGUCAUACGGUGCCAGACAUAUCUAUCCAUGGCAAUCUCUCCUCAGUCCACUGUUCUCUGGAUUUGUGCAAGUACAAGCUGAUCCGGGGUUUAUUGGAGAACAACCUUGGAGAGCCCAUAGAGGAAUUCAUGAGACCUUAUGAUUUGCAAGACCCAAGGAUUCACACUGUUCUGAGUGGAGAAGUAUACACGUGCAUGUGUUUCCUCAUUGAUAUGGUAAAUGUAAGUCUGGAGCUAAAAGAUCCAAAAGGAAAAGAAGGUGCUGGGUCCCUAGCCAGAUUUGACUUCAAGAAGUGUAAACUGCUCUAUGAGAGCUUUUCCAACCAAACCAAGUCCGUUAACUUGGUUUCCCAUUCCAUGAUGGCUUUUGACACCCGCUCUGCUGGGCAGAAGACCAGUCCUGGUGUGACCAAUGUGUUCACCUGCAUCUUUCAGCCCUCUAAAAGCAGCAGCACCACCCAAGGCUCCAUUCAGAUCGAACUGCACUUCAGGUCUACAAAGGAUUCCUCCUGUUUCACAGUUGUUCUCAACAAUCUCCGUGUAUUUCUCAUAUUUGACUGGCUGCUGCUGGUGCACGAUUUUCUCCAUACCUCCAGUGAUAUUAAGAAGCCAACUAAAGCUACUCCUUCUCGCCACCGUAACUCUAGCAGCGAGUCUGCUGUAAUCCCCAAAACUGUGAAAAGUGGAGUGGUUACCAAGCGGUCUUCCCUUCCUGUGUCCACCGAAAGGCACCUGGAGGUCAAGGUCAACGUAACAGGCACGGAGUUUGUGGUCGUUGAAGAUGUAUCUUGCUUCGAUACCAAUGCCAUCAUUCUCAAAGGCACCACUGUGCUCACCUACAAGCCCCGAUUUGUCGAUCGGCCCUUUUCAGGAAGUUUGUUUGGCAUUGAGGUGUUUUCGUGCCGACUAGGGAAUGAGCACGACACAGCUCUUUCAAUCGUCGAUCCAGUACAAAUUCAUGUGGAGCUGGUGGGAAAUUCUUCUUACCAGAAUAGUUCUGGAUUGAUGGAUGCAUUCAAUAGCGAAGAUUUUCCUCCCAUCUUAGAGAUUCAGUUACAGGCCCUGGAUAUCAGACUCUCCUAUAAUGAUGUUCAGCUGUUUCUUGCCAUUGCAAAAUCCAUCCCAGAGCAAGCUAACGCUGCGGUGCCAGACGCGGCGGCCUUGGAGGCCAGCUCCGUUCACAGCUACCUUCCCGGUGCUUCUCGAGGGGGCGAGGAGGUCAGAGAAGGGACAAGACACACUUUAGACCCUGUCUUGGAGUUACAGCUGGCUAGACUGCAGGAGCUGGGGUUUAGCAUGGAUGAUUGCCGCAAAGCUCUCUUGGUGUGUCAAGGUCAGCUGAAAAAAGCAGCCAGUUGGUUGUUCAAGAAUGCUGAACCCCGGACAUCCCUUUCCCUGGCCUCCAACAGUCAGCAGAGCCAGGGGGCGGCGCCGGCCCGGUUGAUCUCGGGCGUGGAGAUGAAAGCUGAGAGCGUGUGUAUCUGCUUUAUCGAUGACUGCAUGGACUGCGACGUGCCUCUAGCCGAGCUCACCUUCUCCCGUCUGAAUUUUCUGCAGCAUGUAAGAACUAGCCCCGAAGGCCACGCCCACUUCACCCUUUCUGGAGAUUAUUAUAACCGUGCUCUGUCAGGCUGGGAGCCAUUUAUUGAGCCCUGGCCAUGCUCCGUAUCCUGGCAACAACAGGCCGCUAGUCGUCUCCAUCCUCCUCGACUGAAGCUGGAAGCCAAGGCCAAACAGCGCUUGGAUGUCAACAUCACCUCUGUGCUAAUUGACCAAUACAUAAGUACCAAGGAAUCGUGGAUGGCAGAUUACUGUAAACAGGACAAGGAAGUAGACCCCACCCCAUCUGAAGACUGGAUGGGCUCGUCAGUGGAUCCUCCAUGCUUUGGACAAAGCCUCCCCCUUGUCUACCUUAGAACUAGGAGUACAGCCAGUCUGACUAACCUAGAGCACCAGAUCUAUGCUAGAGAGAUGAAAGCCCCCAAGCGCCGGCAGCCGUUUGUCCCUUUUGCUCUGAGGAAUCAUACAGGCUGCACUUUGUGGUUUGCCACACUGACCACCACGCCCACCAGGGCUGCACUGUCUCACAGUGGGAGUCCAGGUGUGGUUCCGGAAGGGAACGGGACGCUUCUGGAUGAUGCUCACAAUGUUAGCGAGUGGCGAGAAGUCCUGACGGGUGAAGAGAUUCCCUUUGAAUUUGAAGCAAGAGGAAAGCUAAGACACAGACACACCCAUGACCUCCGGAUUCAUCAACUGCAAGUGAGAGUGAAUGGCUGGGAGCAAGUGAGCCCAGUGUCUGUGGACAAAGUCGGGACCUUUUUCCGAUAUGCUGCACCAGAUAAAAAUUCCUCAUCCUCUACGAUUGGCAGCCCGAGCAGCAGGACGAAUAUUAUCCAUCCCCAGGUUUAUUUCUCUUCACUCCCACCUGUCCGGGUCGUCUUUGCAGUGACCAUGGAAGGCAGUGCUCGGAAAGUGAUCACGGUCCGAUCAGCCCUCAUUGUGAAGAACAGACUGGAGACGCCAAUGGAACUGAGAUUGGACAGUCCAUCAGCUCCAGACAAGCCUGUGGUCCUUCCUGCCAUCAUGCCAGGAGACUCUUUUGCUGUGCCUUUACACCUUACUUCUUGGCGACUGCAGGCCCGGCCCAAAGGACUGGGCGUGUUUUUCUGCAAAGCUCCUAUUCACUGGACCAAUGUAGUGAAGACUGCUGAAGUGAGUAGCAGCAAACGAGAAUGCCACUCCAUGGACACGGAGAAAAGCCGGUUCUUCAGGUUUUGUGUGGCCAUAAAGAAGGAGAAUUACCCAGAUUACAUGCCCUCCAACAUAUUUUCUGACAGUGCAAAACAGAUUUUCAGACAGCCUGGGCAUACCAUAUACCUCUUGCCGACAGUGGUCAUCUGCAACUUGCUUCCUUGUGAACUUGAUUUUUAUGUUAAAGGAAUGCCCAUUAAUGGGACACUGAAACCUGGCAAGGAGGCGGCUCUCCACACAGCUGAUACCUCCCAGAACAUUGAACUGGGGGUGUCCCUGGAGAAUUUUCCACUCUGCAAAGAAUUGCUCAUUCCACCCGGAACCCAAAACUAUAUGGUAAGAAUGAGGCUCUACGACACCAACCGGCGGCAGCUGAACCUUACCAUCCGGAUUGUAUGUCGAGCAGAAGGAUCUUUGAAGAUCUUCAUUUCGGCUCCGUAUUGGUUGAUUAACAAAACUGGGCUACCACUGAUCUUCAGACAGGACAAUGCGAAGACGGAUGCUGCAGGCCAGUUCGAAGAACACGAGCUGGCCCGGAGCCUGAGCCCUCUCUUAUUCUGCUAUGCUGACAAAGAGCAGCCAAACCUCUGCACGAUGAGAAUCGGAAGGGGGAUUCACCCUGAAGGCAUGCCAGGCUGGUGUCAGGGCUUCUCCCUGGAUGGUGGUAGUGGCGUCCGAGCUCUCAGAGUCAUCCAGCAAGGAAACCGCCCAGGGCUGAUCUAUAACAUUGGUAUUGAUGUCAAGAAAGGCCGAGGCCGAUAUAUUGACACCUGUAUGGUCAUCUUUGCUCCCCGUUACCUGUUGGAUAAUAAGUCAUCCCACAAGCUUGCAUUUGCACAGAGGGAAUUUGCCAGGGGACAGGGAACAGCCAAUCCUGAAGGUUACAUUUCCACGCUUCCUGGUUCCAGUGUGGUGUUCCACUGGCCUCGGAAUGACUAUGAUCAGCUGUUAUGUGUCCGGCUGAUGGAUGUUCCCAAUUGUAUUUGGUCUGGAGGCUUUGAAGUCAACAAGAAUAAUUCCUUCCAUAUCAACAUGAGGGAUACUCUGGGAAAAUGCUUCUUCCUGCGUGUGGAAAUUACUCUCCGAGGAGCUACCUAUAGGAUCUCCUUCAGUGAUACAGAUCAGUUACCCCCUCCUUUCCGAAUUGACAACUUUUCUAAGGUCCCGGUUGUCUUCACUCAGCAUGGCGUUGCUGAGCCCAGGCUCCGCACUGAAGUGAAGCCCAUGACUUCCUUGGAUUAUGCUUGGGAUGAACCCACCCUGCCACCUUUUGUUACUCUGACUGUUAAAGGGGCAGGUUCCUCUGAGAUCAGCUGCAACAUGAAUGAUUUCCAGGAUAACCAGCAGCUUUAUUAUGAAAAUUUCAUUUACAUUGCUGCUACAUACACGUUCUCUGGUUUACAGGAGGGGACAGGACGGCCUGUGACUUCCAACAAAGCCAUUACUUGUGCAGAGCUUGUCUUGGAUGUCUCACCGAAGACACAGAGAGUCAUUUUAAAGAAGAAGGAACCAGGGAAGCGCUCUCAGCUGUGGAGGAUGACUGGAACAGGCAUGCUGGCCCACGAGGGCUCUUCCGUGCCUCACAACCCCAGUGAGCCCUCGGCUGCCCGCUCCGCCGAGGGCUCUGCCAUCUUGGAUAUAGCUGGUCUCGCUGCAGUCACUGACAACAGAUACGAGCCACUAAUGCUUCGGAAGCCUGACCGUAGGCGGAGCACAACCCAGACUUGGAGUUUCCGAGAAGGGAAGCUGACCUGCGGGCUACAUGGACUGGUGGUCCAGGCCAAAGGAGGGCUGUCUGGUUUGUUUGAUGGAGCUGAAGUUGUUCUUGGUCCGGACACUUCCAUGGAGCUUCUGGGGCCAGUUCCACCUGAACAACAAUUUAUUAACCAAAAAAUGAGGCCUGGUUCUGGAAUGUUGUCCAUCAGAGUUGUUCCAGAUGGACCAACUAGAGCACUCCAGAUAACAGAUUUCUCCCAACGGAAAAGUGACCGUUCAUCAUAUGAAGUGGAUGAACUUCCUGUUACUGAACGAGAGCUGCAGAAACUAAAGAAUCCAGACACAGAGCAGGAAUUGGAAGUGCUUGUGAAGUUAGAAGGUGGAAUUGGGCUGUCUUUAAUUAAUAAAGUCCCAGAAGAACUGGUCUUUGCAAGUCUUACGGGAAUCAACGUGCACUACACGCAGCUGGCCACCAGUCACAUGCUUGAACUCAGCAUACAGGAUGUACAGGUGGACAACCAGCUCAUUGGCACCACUCAGCCCUUCAUGCUCUACGUGACCCCUCUGAGCAACGAGAAUGAGGUCAUUGAGACAGGCCCGGCUGUGCAGGUGAAUGCGGUGAAGUUCCCCAGUAAGAGCGCGCUGACCAACAUCUACAAGCACCUGAUGGUCACGGCUCAGAGAUUCACGGUACAAAUUGAGGAGAAACUGCUCCUCAAGCUGCUGAGUUUCUUUGGCUAUGAUCAAGCUGAAUCAGAGGUGGAAAAAUAUGAUGAAAACCUCCACGAAAAGACAGCUGAGCAAGGCGGGACGCCAAUCCGAUACUACUUUGAGAAUCUCAAAAUCAGUAUUCCCCAGAUCAAGCUGAGCGUGUUCACCUCCAACAAGCUUCCACUGGACCUCAAGGCCCUGAAAAGCACCUUGGGAUUUCCAUUGAUUCGAUUUGAAGAUGCCGUGAUCAAUCUGGAUCCAUUCACUCGAGUGCAUCCCUAUGAGACCAAGGACUUCAUCAUCAAUGAUAUCCUCAAACAUUUCCAGGAGGAACUCCUUAGUCAGGCAGCUCGGAUCCUGGGGUCGGUGGACUUCCUUGGCAACCCCAUGGGGCUUUUGAAUGACGUUUCUGAAGGGGUGACUGGACUGAUAAAGUAUGGAAACGUUGGGGGCCUUAUCAGAAAUGUUACCCAUGGAGUAUCAAAUUCUGCUGCCAAGUUCGCAGGGACUUUAUCAGAUGGCUUAGGGAAGACGAUGGAUAAUCGGCACCAGUCAGAGCGGGAGUAUAUCAGAUACCACGCGGCCACAAGUGGCGAGCACCUUGUGGCCGGCAUCCACGGGCUGGCUCAUGGUAUCAUUGGUGGACUGACCAGUGUUAUAACCUCAACCGUGGAAGGUGUAAAAACAGAAGGUGGUGUCAGCGGUUUCAUAUCUGGCCUUGGGAAAGGGCUUGUUGGCACUGUCACCAAGCCAGUGGCAGGCGCCCUGGAUUUUGCAUCAGAAACAGCCCAGGCGGUGAGAGACACAGCCACGCUUAGUGGCCCCAGGACUCAAGCACAGAGGGUACGGAAGCCACGCUGCUGCACAGGGCCCCAGGGCCUGCUUCCCCGCUACUCGGAGAGCCAGGCAGAGGGCCAGGAGCAGCUCUUCAAACUGACAGACAACAUACAGGAUGAAUUCUUCAUCGCCGUGGAGAACAUCGACAGCUACUGCGUGCUCAUCUCCUCCAAAGCCGUCUACUUCCUGAGAAGCGGGGACUAUGUCGACCGAGAGGCCAUUUUCCUGGAGGUCAAAUAUGACGAUCUCUACCACUGCCUCGUCUCCAAAGACCAUGGGAAAGUGUAUGUGCAGGUCACCAAGAAGGCUGUGAACACGAGCAGCGGUGUGUCCAUCCCAGGCCCUUCUCACCAGAAGCCCAUGGUCCAUGUGAAAUCAGAGGUCCUUGCUAUCAAGUUAUCACAAGAAAUAAACUAUGCAAAGAGCCUUUACUAUGAACAGCAACUGAUGUUAAGACUCAAUGAAAACCAAGAGCAGUUGGAGCUGGACUCCUGAGAAACCCCAGCUGCUGGAGGGACAUUCCCAAAGACAGACCCCAAACCAAUCAGGAGGAGAGAGGCCCAUGGGCUUGGCUUAAAUUUGAGGAAACCAGAAUAAGGUUUGGGGGAUGAUAUCAAGAGGGGAAGUAAAUACUGAUGAGGGGGAUACAGAUGGAACUGUGUUCAUUUGUGGGGCAAGGAAUUGCUCUAGAUUAUGGGGAGGUAAUUUUUAAAAGACAUCGGUUGAAUAACGUUUGGAAAAAAAAAGAAAGCGUACCAAGAUCAAUCUAAUUUUUAGAUUGCCCUGUAUUUUGUUAACAUGUAUAUAUUGAUAUAUAUACAGCUGUGUGUUUGUAAAUAUAUAGAAGCGUUUCUGAACAGGGACUAUGAUGUGUGUAAAGGAUUGUUAACUGUAAAGUAAUAUAAAAUUAUAUUGGAUCUUCUAUUGCACUAAUUCUACAUGUCUAAUUCAGGGUACUAUCCGUGAAGAGGGAUUCUUGCAAGUUGCAGAAUAUUAUGUCUUAGUCUGGGAAACGAGGGUAUUCACAGUUGGGUGGGCUGAGGUGAGGUGACGGGUACAUCAAGAGUGACACCUUUCAUACCUGUGCUCGUCCAGACAGCAGCAGCGAACCAAAGUGUCCAGAUCUAGAGCUGGCCCUCAACAAAGCCUAGGGGAGUGACUCAGAUGCAUCUUUUAUUGAUUUCUCCCCCAGUUUAAAGAUGGUUCUUAGAGUGUCACAGAUUGUUUUUAUCUGCCUAAAUCUCUGGCUCUCUCCUGACUGGUCUUGCCAGACUUCAAGGUGUGUGCUGUUAGCACACAUGCACACACACCAGCAUUACAGGCUUUUCUUGGGUUAUUAUCAUACAGGCCAGUCUGAAACAUUGGUAGACUCUGAUAACUUAGAAGGGAAAAAACCCCACAGAACUGGGUAACAAAUCAAAAGUCCAGAAACGUAGCAAAGCCCACAGUAAGAAUGUCCUCCUUCCUGAGCAGCAGUCAGAGGGAAGGACCUAGGACUCUCUUCUCCCUAAUAAAGCUGCAGGCAGACUCCCAGCUCUGCAGCCCUGGGGACCCGGAGACGGUAACACUGAGAUGAGAAGGGAGACGGAGAGAAUCAGAAAGGGGAAUGAAAUCUGAGUAUUAAAAAGCUGUUUUUGUAAGUUUGAGGCCAAGAUUUGGCCAGAAUAGCUCUUGCCCUUGGUUUUAAAUUCCAAACAGUGGCAAGGCCUUGGAGUGAGUGCCAUCUUCUCCCUGGGUCUUGUUUGCAGGGUUUUCUCUUUUCUGUAUGGAAUAACCAAGUUGGGGAGGGGUAGGCCUCACUCUGGAAUGAAUGACUAGACUUGUGAUUUUUAAAAUUUUUAUUUUAAUAAAUCUACUCAGUCUCUAC
Molecule: messenger RNA, 14706 nt
Organism: Odocoileus virginianus texanus
Lineage: Eukaryota; Metazoa; Chordata; Mammalia; Artiodactyla; Cervidae
Gene: VPS13D
Product: vacuolar protein sorting 13 homolog D
Biological process (GO): mitochondrion organization; protein retention in Golgi apparatus; protein targeting to vacuole
Cellular component (GO): extrinsic component of membrane
Molecular function (GO): protein binding
Source: RefSeq, a predicted model, not a curated record